AUGGCUGCCUUUCUUGCGAAAAGAAUUGUUAACAACUCUCUUCGCCUUAGUCCUGUCACUUUAUGUAUAACAAGUCGCCUGAGAUAUUUCAGUGAUCAGAUAGAGAAAUGGACAAACGAGAGAUUCGACGAGGUCGUUAAAAAAGACAAAGUUGUGGUAUUCAUGAAAGGAAUUCCCAGGCAGCCUAUGUGCGGUUUUAGUAACGCCGUGGUGCAGAUCCUUCAAAUGCAUGGAGUUGAAACCUACGGCAGCUACAACGUUCUAGAGGACGAAGACCUGAGACAGAGAGUUAAGGAAUAUUCUAACUGGCCUACAAUACCACAAGUUUAUGUCGGUGGAGAGUUUCUCGGUGGUUGCGAUAUCAUGCUACAAUUGCAUCAGAACGGAGAACUGAUCGAAGAACUUCAGAAGGUUGGAAUAAGAUCUUUGUUGUUGGAAAAGGCGGAAGAAGAUAAUAAGGACAGUUGAAAGACUUCUUGAAAUAGUUUGGGGGAAAUUUUGACGUCAUAACAAGUCUGACUGCAAUGUCUUCGACCCAAGGUCUCUUUUAGACUUAUUGCAUAACAACAUCGGUGAAAACAGUGUAUUGGGGGGUUGAAUUGUACGGAUAUUGAGUCCCCCUGCAUAAAGAGCAAGUAAAAAUUUUGAAAAACGCAAUAAUAUCCUUGUGUUUAAGUUACUUAUUACCACUGUGUUCACGUGUUCUUAUGUGCAAAGAUGCCAACCUUUGUGGGUCUCUGUGGUGUGCGACAAAUGCAGACUUGCAGGCUGAAGCCCAUAACCCAGAGCGAGCAACUCCCGUACUAGGCCUAUGUCACGGCGUUUUUAUGGACCAGUUUAUUUUUAGACACAUUUUAGGGGACUUUUUCCCACGAAAAUUGAAUCUCCACCAUGUCAAUGAGCGCAUUUGAAGUAUAUGAUAUCAAAAAAAGGCAAAAAAUAUGAUUUUUAGGUCUGUAGGUUUUGCUGACUCAUUUGUGGAAUUUGAAAGAUAUUCAAAAUUUGCGCCAAAACCAUUCUGAAAAUAAACUGGUCCGUGAAAAUGCCGUGACACGAGCACAUGGAAGUUGCUCACUACAGCUUAUGGGCUCCUGUCACUGGCCUACUUGGUAGGCAUUCGAAAGGGAAGGGGAAGGGUAAUUUUGUAUUUUGGGGGGGAAAGGCUAAAUUUGAGACUAAAACAGAAAAGCUCAAGACUGGGAGAUUUGUGAUGUAACUGGGAUACUCGAGGAGAAUUAGCAUGUUAAGCAUGUGGUAGUUACAUCAGGUGGAAAUGUGCACACCAAACUUUCUCAAUAGCUCAUUAUGCAGUUAUGGAUGAAAACAAGGCUAGAGUUUUAACUCUAGGUUAAAACCUUGUUUUGAUACAACCUUUUCUGCUUUCGUAAGCAAAUUGUGUUGUUUUAAUGCAAAUUAGUGCUUUUAAAGCAUAAUUUCCAUAAUAAAACCAAAAAAGUUCAUAUCAAAACCAGGUCAAACUCAG
This is a messenger RNA of Porites evermanni, 1483 nucleotides long. The record is from the annotation of a GenBank genome assembly. NCBI's taxonomy places the organism in Eukaryota, Metazoa, Cnidaria, Anthozoa, Scleractinia, Poritidae.